AUGUCGAAUUCAUCAAAUGAUGUUUUGAUGCCACAAGAACUAAUUGAUUCAAAUGAAAAGAAAAAGGCUGAGCAACAACAAAAAGAAAAUGAAGAAAAACGCAAACAAGCACUUGAAGAACAAAAGAAAAUUCAACAACACAAUGAAGCUGAAAAAUUGCGACUUGUGCAAUACCGCCAACACCAAGCAGAACUUUUACAAAAGCAGAAGAAUGAAAAGGAAGAAAAAGAACUUGCGAAACAGGCGCGACUGAGAAAGAUCGAAGAAGACAAGAAAAGGGCAGAAGAAGAGCGACUCAGGCAAAUUGAACUUCAAAAGAUACGUGAAAAAGAACAACUCGCACGAUACAGACAACUUCAAAGCCAAAAGUAUCACCAAACAUCCACACAACAGCAAUACAGAAAACACUCUGAUGGGCGUUAUUAUGAUGAUCAAUAUGGUGGAUAUGGUGAUUACAAUUGA
Messenger RNA from Entamoeba invadens IP1, 462 nucleotides. RefSeq lists its product as hypothetical. Lineage: Eukaryota; Evosea; Mastigamoebida; Endamoebidae. The transcript is spliced from 2 exons. Bases 1 to 462 code for a protein of 153 amino acids. The record is from RefSeq and is a predicted model, not a curated record.